CCAUUAGCACAAUUGCACCAACAAAAGAAACCUCUUCCAAAUUAGGCUUACUUUAGAGUAUCUUAAAACCUAAAAAAUUAUUAUUAUUAUUAUUAUUAUUAUUAUUAUUAUUAUUAUUAUUAAGAGGAGUGACAAAAUCACAAUGAGCCUACUACUACUUUACUCCAAUUUCUUAACUUCAUCCCAAAAAAACUUAAAAUCUUGUAAAGUUUUUGGCUAUAUAUAUAGCCAUAAUAACCAUUUCCACCCUUCACUCUCAAUAUACCCACCUCAAUGCAUUGACUCAUUUUACAAAUAUCACGUCUCUCAUUCAAUCUCUUCCUCAAAUAAUAACAAGAAUAACCCAAGUCAUAAAAAACCUAUCUUUUGUUCAUUUUUCUCAAAAAUGGCAACUUGUGUUCAUACACCCACCAAAAAUUGUGAAUCAGAAACAUCUAAAUCUGAUCACCAUCAUUUUGGAUACUUAGACUAUUACAGACCCACCUUUUCUGAUCUUGUUUCUAGUGCAACAAUUUGCCCAAAUCAUGAAAAACUAAAUGAAUGUGUCCAAGAUGUUGAACCAAAAAAAGAGGAUGAUUUAUGGUCAAAAAUAGUGGAAGAAGCAAAAAGUGAUGUUGAGCAAGAACCCAUUUUGUCAAACUAUUAUUACAAUUCAAUCCUUUCUCAUAAAUGUUUGGAAACUGCUUUAGCUAAUCAUUUAUCAGCCAAAUUAUGCUUUCCAAGUCUAAAUUCAAACACCCUUUUUGAUAUAUUUCUUGGUGUUCUUAUUGAAAACAGAGAAAUUAUAAAAGAUGUCAUGGAAGAUUUAAGGGCAGUCAGAGAAAGAGACCCAGCUUGUAUUAGUUAUGUUCACUGUUUUUUGAAUUUUAAAGGGUUUUUAGCAUGUCAAUCUCAUAGAAUUGCCCAUAAAUUAUGGUCACAAGGAAGAAAGAUUCUAGCUUUAAUGGUUCAAAAUAGGGUUUCUGAGGUAUUUUCUGCUGAUAUUCAUCCAGGUGCAAAAAUUGGAAGUGGGAUAUUGUUUGAUCAUGCUACUGGGAUUGUGAUUGGAGAAACUGCUGUGAUUGGUAAUAAUGUUUCAAUUUUGCAUAAUGUAACAUUGGGUGGUACUGGAAAAACUUGUGGGGAUAGGCACCCAAAAAUUGGUGAUGGGGUACUAAUUGGUGCAGGAACUUGUGUAUUAGGGAAUGUUAAAAUAGGUGAUGGUGCAAAAAUUGGUUCUGGUUCUGUGGUUUUGAAAGAGGUCCCACCAAGAACUACUGCUGUAGGGAACCCUGCAAGACUUAUUGGAGGUAAAGAAAACCCAAUUAGACAUGAUAAGAUACCUAGUUUUACUAUGGAUCAUACUUCUCAUAUAACUGAGGGGUCUGAUUAUGUAAUUUAGAGAAGAUUAGAGAUGUUUUAGUAAUUUGUUUAAUUAUAUGAUGGGAAAUGUUUUAAGGAUAAAUCAUAAAUUGUUGGUUUGUUUAUGUGGGGUCUUUCUUUAACAAAUUGAUGAUUAACAAACAAUAACCAACAUUAGAGGAGAUUAUAGAAGCUGAUAUAUGUAUACUAUUUGUAGACUUGUAGCUCCCUUUGUAGUGCUUGUGGUAAUAAGAUUAUUAGUUGAUGUAUUAGUCCAAGUAUACUAGUGUUUAGAGAAUCUCCAUUCUGUCUUGUGAAAGGAUUUGAGGUUUGAUUUUCAAACACUUAUAUUAAUUAAUCUGGCCUUAUUAUGCUUUUUAGAAUUUGUGUACCUUGCAUUUUUCUCAUGCAAAUCAUUUUGUUUAGUGCUUUAUUUGAUAUGUUCUUUUCUCAAUUUGUUGGGCAUAUAAUAUCCCUUGAAGUGCCUUGUUGACAAAACUUAUUUUGAAGAAGGGCAAAUUCAUCAAAUACUUUUGUUUAGCCAAGAGAAAUGUGCAAUGUUUUAUAUAAUUCAUCCAUUUGAUACUUUCAACAUUCCUAUAGAUUUAACAUUAGAAACAUUGAGACCAACAAAUAGCAAAGGAAUUAUGUUGAGGUAGAAUUCUUUUUUCUAAUCUUUCAGAUGUAUUCAAGCAUUUACCACCCUUGAUGCCUUGAGCAAUCAUUGAUUAUAUAAGUAGAAUCUAUGACAUAUGGGAUGUGGUCAUAGGCUCAAAAGUGAGCUAAAUAGCAUAAAUGUAAAGAAUGGUUGGAUUUUGUUGGGCAAUGUUCUUUGGAUAUGAAUUUAUGAUAGUCAAGAUGGUUGGGAUAUGCAAGGUGUCUGAUCGUACAAGAUCAUCAAGAUUAAAUCAUUUCUAACAUUUAGUCAACAUCACUUUUGAUUUAGAUUAUUUAAAGUGAUUUAGAUUAUUUACUUGUUUUUAGGGCGUUGAAUCAUGAAAGGCCGUAAAAAUGAAUAUGGUCUAAUAAACUUCACAAAUUUUUAUAUGAGACGGUCUCACCGUGAGACUUGUCUUGUACUUGGGUUAAAUAGCCUAAUAAUAGAAAUUUUUAGCUUAUGGAUUUUUUGUUUUAAGGUAGACUCACCGUAAGACGAUCUCAUACAAGACGAGCUAUAAAAUAUCGUAUGUUUUUGAACUGUUUCGAUUCUUGAUAACCAUGUUGUUCUGGUGGGGUUUGAAGCAUAUUCCUUAGUUGAAAACUACUCUAUGUCUCUAAAUGGACUUGAUGCCUUUAAGGUUUGGAAUGAAUGGCAGAUAGUGAACUACAAAAAGGGGGAAAGCUUUCCAUUAUUAAGAUUUAAUAGCACAAGAAAUGUGGAGUGGAGAAUUGGGAUUCUUAAUCUUUGCUUUUUUUUCACAAAGUGGUAUAUGUUG
Messenger RNA from Amaranthus tricolor (Joseph's coat), 2777 nucleotides. Its product is annotated as serine acetyltransferase 1, chloroplastic. Bases 143 to 1381 code for a protein of 412 amino acids. The transcript has a single exon. Gene Ontology annotation, cellular component: cytoplasm; cytosol. Gene Ontology annotation, molecular function: L-serine O-acetyltransferase activity. The record is from RefSeq and is a predicted model, not a curated record. Lineage: Eukaryota; Viridiplantae; Streptophyta; Magnoliopsida; Caryophyllales; Amaranthaceae.